AUCUUACUAAAUUCUAUCUCGUUAACUAUAUUUCAGCUCUCCCAAAUUUCCCUUUGCUAUUAAUCUUGUAACUACAAAUAUAGUAAGAUACAGAUUUAAGUGCCUGUUCUUUAUAAUUAUCAAGAAUGGCUUCCACAAAGAAAUUGUCGAUUUUUUACUUGCUUAUGCUUGUUUCUUCAUUAUCUUUAUCGAAUGCAACAUUCAUAAGCCAGCAAGCCCGGAGAAUGUACGUGGAUGCCUCAUUGUUCAUGUUCCGAAAUUGUCAGUUCGAAAAGAUUUAUCAGUUCGGAGAUUCCAUGUCUGAUACUGGAAAUAUCGUUAUUGAGAAUCACAAAAAGGAAGCUUCAAAUAGACUGCCCUAUGGUGAAACUUUCUUUGGGAGACCUACUGGUCGCAACUCAAAUGGUUUACUCAUGAUCGACUACAUUGCAUGGGCGGCUGGUCUUUCGUUGUUGAAUCCGUUCAAUGACAAAAAGGCCAAUUUUGACUCUGGAGUCAAUUUCGCGGUAGCUGGUUCAACUGCAACUUCAGUUGAGAAAUUGGAAGCCCAACACAUUCCUGGGAAUAUCACGACUACUCAUUCUCUCGAUGUCCAAGUUAGAUGGAUGGACGAAUAUCUUGCCAAAUUUUGCAAAGGCGAUGCAGAUUGCGGUGAUAAGCUUAAGAAUUCUUUGUUCAUGGUGGGAGAGACGGGGGGAAAUGACUACAAUUAUGCUCUGAUGGCGAGGAAAACUAUCAAAGAAAUUAAAGCCACUGUGUCACAGGAGGUGGUAGACACCAUAAUAAAUGGUACAAGGAGACUAAUUAGUCGUGGGGCACGGAAGUUGAUUGUACCUGGGAAUUUCCCAGUAGGCUGUUUACCGAUUUACCUAACUCUUUUCCAAACCAAAAACUCGACGUUUGAUGAGCAUGGUUGCUUGAAGGAGUACAAUGAACUUUCCAUGUACCACAAUACGAAGCUAAAAGAUGCACUAGAUCAGUUGCAAGAAGAAGCCCCGUACACGACUAUAGUAUAUGGAGAUUACUACAAUGCCUAUCUGUGGGUUUACACACAUGCGAAAGAUCUAGGUUUUAAAUCAUUGCAAAAGGCUUGUUGUGGAAUUGGCGGUAAAUAUAAUGUGGGGUUUGGAAAAAUGUGUGGUGACCCGGGUGUUCCGGUGUGCCCUGAUCCAAAUAAUCACCUGAACUGGGAUGGUGUUCAUCCGACACAACAAACAAAUAUGUUUCUGGCGACUUGGCUCAUCACUAACAUGUUACCUUCUUUAGAUUGUUAUUAAUUUGCAACUUUUCUUGUUAUGCACUAAUAAAUUUAGAUGUUAGGAGGUUAGUGGUUCUGAUUUUCCAGCUCUUGUAUUCUAUCUAGUAUAUCGAUGGAGAUUUUUAGUUGUUACUUGUUAGCUCAAUCCCACUGCUAGAUGUGGUUGGUUUGUUUUAUCUUCCAGGAGUUGAACAUUUUGUUUCUGAAUCUUUAUCUAUCAAUCAGGAGGAGUUGAACAUUUUGUUUCUGAAUUUGAGAUUAGAAAAUGUUCUUGAGUUAGCAUUUUA
Messenger RNA from Daucus carota subsp. sativus, 1545 nucleotides. Its product is annotated as acetylajmalan esterase. Bases 126 to 1277 code for a protein of 383 amino acids. Gene Ontology annotation, molecular function: hydrolase activity, acting on ester bonds. NCBI's taxonomy places the organism in Eukaryota, Viridiplantae, Streptophyta, Magnoliopsida, Apiales, Apiaceae. The transcript has 5 exons. The record is from RefSeq and is a predicted model, not a curated record.